AUGGAGAGAGAGUGCAGAGAGAGGGAGUGGGAGAGGAAGCAGAGGAGAGGAGAGAGUAUGAGGAGGAGAUUACGGGAGAGCGAGAGUGGGGAGGGACUAGCGAUUGAGCGGACGGGGGGGUGGGAGCGAUAGGGUUUAUUCUGCUAAGAAUUCGUGGAUGAGUGUAUGAUGAGCUGUGUUAUGUAGGGAGGUGGGGGGUAAGGAGUGAUUAUGUAGCGGAGGGAGGUGAGUUGGGUAGCUAGUGUUUCAGAUGCAUGUAUCGAUGCUACAUUUCAUUCACCACUGCUCUGCUCUACCUGUCCACCCGCUGUCUGCAUUUGGGGAUAUCUGGAGACAGUCACGCACAGGCUCAGAAACAUCUGUAGCCUUUCCUUAUGUAAAGGGCUUCUCUCUUUCUCUGUCUCUCUGGUUUAGUAACAGGUUUCUUGAGGAUACUGACAGACUGACAUCAAGAAUCUGCUAUUUUAUUUCUAUGACCUCUGACAUCAUGUUUGUAAAGAUUGUUGCUGUUUGACUUAUUGUUGGCAGAAGCUCCCUGAGAAACGCUGGUGAUGAUUUAUGAUGAUUUAUCAACCAGCAAAUGAGAGUGGUUCUAAUAUAUGUCUAAUACCUCUGACUAAGAGGGACUUUGCUCACGAUUGGUUGGUGUGAGAAGAGGGAACCACCUUGUGGUAUCCUGCAGGUGCUGGGGUCACAGUCCGGACACAGCAGGAUUAACCAAGGUUAAUCAGGGUUACGUCCCUAUCCUGUCCUCCAGCCGCCGUAGCAACUGGGAGAGAACUGUAAGCCCCCCUCAAUCUCGUUAUUGCCAGUCUUUAUACCAUGGUGCUUUUUCCAACAAACCAACACAGUACUAUGCUAUCACACUAUCUACACACUAGCAUACCAACUAUCAUCACGACUAUUACCCACCUAUCUAUAACACAUCUACCAACUAUCACACAUCUAUCAUACUAUCCUACCACACUAUCUUACCACCUUAUACCCACACACUACCAACACUAUCUAUAACACUAUCUACCACACUAUCUACCACACAUCUACAAACUACUACAACACAUCACCACACUAGCUAUAAAACUACAACACUAGAGCUAUAAAACUACUACCACACUAUCUACCAACAACUAUCAAAACACUUCUACCAACAACUAUCUGCCACACUAUCACACUAUCUACCACACUAUAUACCACACUAACAUCUACCACACUAUCUAUAACACUAUCUACCACACUAUCAACCACACUAUCUAUAACACUAUCUAUCACACUAUCUACCACACUAUAACACUAUAUCUAUCACAACACUAACACACCCAACUAUCAACCACAUAUCGACCACACUAGCACACAACAUAACACAUCACACUACAUACCAAACUAUCUACCACAACAUCUACUACAACAAACUACACCAACACUAUCUAUCACACUAACGAUCAAACAUCUAUCAAACAUCAUACCACUAUAUCACACUAUCUACCACACUAUCUAUCACACUAUCUACCACACUAUCACACUAUCUAUCACACUAUCACACUAUCUAUCACACUAUCUACCACACUAUCUACCACACUAUCACACUAUCUACCACACUAUCUACCACCUAUCUAUAACACUAUCUACACAACUAUCUACCACACACUACUCUACACACAUAUAUAUCACACUACUACCACACUAAUCUAUCACACUACUACCACACUAUCUACCACAACUAUCUACAAGACUACCACUAUCAACACACAAAUUCACAACAACUAUCUACACACUAUAUACCACACUAUAUACAACAACUAGAGACAACACACAAAGCUACAACACUAGCAACCUAAUCUAUCACACACAACACAUAUCACCAAACGUAUCUACACACUAAGCACAAACUAUCAAACAACUACAACAAAAUAUACUAUCUAACACUAUCUACCACACUACACCAACUAUCACCUAUCGAACCACACUAUCUAUCACACUAUCUAUCACACUAUCUACCACACUAUCACACUAUCUACCACACUAUCUACCACACUAUCUAUAACACUAUCUAUCACACUAUCUACCACACUAUCUAUCACACAAUCUACCACACUAUCUAUCACACUAUCUACCACACUAUCUACCACACUAUCUACCACACUAUCUAUCACACUAUCUACCACACUAUCUACCACACUAUCACACUCAUCUAUCACACUACUAUCCACACUAUCUAUCACACUAUCUAUCACACUAUCUACCACACUAUCACACUAUCUAUCACACUAUCUACCACACUAUCACACUAUAUAUCCCACUAUCACACUAUCACACUCUCUAUCACACUAUCUACCACCCUAUCUACCACACUAUCUAUCACACUAUCUACCACACUAUCUACCACACUAUCUACCACACUAUAUAUCACUGAGAGCAGCAGACCUGGAUUGAAAUCAUUUCAAAUACUUUAUCUGUGAUUGAUUGAGCUUGUCUUUCCUACUGGACCAAUAGAAUAGUCUCAGAACUGCACACCCAGACGAUCUGACACUCCAGACAGGCUAGAGCAAACGCUCUAAAUAUUUGAAAGACUUGAAAUAGUAGGACAGGAGAGCAAGUACAUAAUCUCAGUGAUUCUAUAUUACAUUAAUAGUUAUUACCCAGUUGAGUUCAUUAGUGGGAUGGAAGUUGUAAAGUUGCUCUAAUGUUGGACAUUAUGUCCUCAAGGGUUUUACGCUUUGCUUUGAGUGGUGGGUUUCUUGACUUAUUUCUCUCUCUUACAUUUCAUGUCAUAGAUCUAUUUUUAUAUUUUUCUGUGUAUAUUUGAUGUCUGUGCCAAUGGCAUUUUCCGGGAAAGUUAGUGGGCAGAAAUGUAUGCUCUUAGUUGAAACCAAACCUAUUCUAAAAUCACCGUGGCUGAAGCUCUCAAAGAAGCUCUCAAAUUAAACACUAUUUAAAAAGUGCAUUUAACAUGAAUGUCCCAACACACUAUACAGAAGAGAACAGCAGGUUGCUAACCAUUUCAACAACCUUUGCCACUGAGUUCUCUCUUUCCUGACCCAUUCUGUUUUGACCCCUCUCUCUCUCUCUCAUCCGCUCACUGUCUACAGUUUGAUUAUGACGAUUCUGUUUGUUUUUGUUAUUCUCUCUGGGAUGAUCAGUUUGUCUCCUUCCUCUUAACCAUUCUGCUCUUCUCUCUAGUUUGAUGUCGGGGCUGGCAGCUCUGGAUGCCAAGUGUUCCAGCCGCCUGGGCAUCAUGACCGUCUCCUACUACCUGUGGACCACCUUCGUGGCGGUGGUGGUGGGCAUCCUCAUGGUUACCAUCAUCCACCCCGGGGGCGCCGCCCAGAAGGAGGACAACGAGGACAGCGGCAAGCCAAUCAUGAGCUCCGCUGAUGCCCUGCUCGAUCUGAUUCGGUAAGAGACAGGAUGAAGAUCAUUAAAUUGACCUUUGACCUUUGUUGUUGUGUCCAAUGUAAUUUAAUUGUUUUAAAAUCAGCCUACAUUGAAGGUUCAAGGGUUUUUAUUAGUCAUGUGUGCGCUUAUGUCCGUGGGCCGUGUGCGUACUGUUUGUGUGUGUGUGUGUGUGUGCACUGUUUCUGUGUGUGUGUGUGUGUGUGUGUGUGUGUGUGUGUGUGUGUGCACUGUUUCUGUGUGUGUGUGUGUGUGUGUGCACUGUUUCUGUGUGUGUGUGUGUGUGUGUGCACUGUUUCUGUGUGUGUGUGUGUGUGCGUGUCUCUGUGUGUGUGAUCUGUGUGCGUGUAUGCGUGCGCGCGCGUGUGUCUGUUUGUCUGUGCUUAUGUUAAUGUGUUUGUGCGUUUGUACAGUAUAUGAAUGUGUAUGCCUGUGCAUGUGUGUUUAAUGUGGUGUGUAUGAAGAUUUGUGAUGUGCUUAGGUUUAAUUAGUGGCAUUGAGGUCAGGGUUUAGUUCUGAUCCCACAGGAUUUAGUUCCAAUAUCACAGGGUUUAGUUCUGAUCCCACAGGGUUUAGUCCUGAUCCACACAGGGUUUAGUUCUGAUCCACACAGGGUUUAGUUCUGAUCCCACAGGGGUUAGUUCUGAUCCCACAGGGUUUAGUUAUGAUCCACACAGGGUUUAGUUAUGAUCCCACAGGGUUUAGUUCUGAUCCCACAGGGUUUAGUUCUGAUCCCACAGGGUUUAGUUCUGAUCCCACAGAGUUUAGUUCUGAUCCACACAGGGUUUAGUUCUGAUCCUACAGGGUUUAGUUUUGAUCCCACAGGGGUUAGUUCUGAUCCCACAGGGUUUAGUUCUGAUCCCACAGGGUUUAGUUCUAAUCCCACAGGGUUUAGUCCUGAUCCACACAGGGUUUAGUUCUGAUCCCACAGGGUUUAGUUCUGAUCCCACAGGGUUUAGUUCUGAUCCCACAGGGUUUAGUUCUGAUCCCACAGAGUUUAGUUCUGAUCCACACAGGGUUUAGUUCUGAUCCUACAGGGUUUAGUUUUGAUCCCACAGGGUUUAGUUCUGAUCCCACAGAGUUUAGUUCUGAUCCACACAGGGGUUAGUUCUGAUCCACACAGGGUUUAGUUCUGAUCCCACAGGGGUUAGUUCUGAUCCACACAGGGUUUAGUUCUGAUCCUACAGGGUUUAGUUCUGAUCCCACAGGGUUUAGUUCUGAUCCCACAGAGUUUAGUUCUGAUCCCACAGGGUUUAGUUCUGAUCCCACAGAGUUUAGUUCUGAUCCCACAGGGUUUAGUUCUGAUCCCACAGGGUUUAGUUCUGAUCCCACAGAGUUUAGUUCUGAUCCACACAGGGCUUGAUUAGCCUGCUUUUCUCUCUGUCUCUCAUGGAUGGACCAACUGGAUGACUUCUGCAAUACUUGAAUACUCUAUAAUAUAGAGUUUUUAUUAAUAUUGUAGUUUUAAUCAAUAAUUUUUUUUUCAAACUAUCAAUCAACAAAUCAAUCACAUUUUAUUUAUACAGUGUAUUUUAUAAAUGUUGUGUAGGUAGCAUGUUGUUUAUGCGAAGGAGAUGUGUGAGGCAAAUGGUGGUCACACCAGAUACUGACUGGUUUUCUGAUCCACGUCGCUACCUUUAAAAAUAUAUAUAUCUGUAUUCCCAGCCGUGAAAUCCAUAGAUUAGGGCCUAAUGAAUUUAUUUGAAUUGAUUGAUUUCCUUAUAUGAACUGUAACUCAGUAAAAUCUUUGAAAUUGUUGCAUGUUGUGUUUAUAUUUUUGUUCAGUGCACAUACAAAUAGCCACAUACAGAUGUCAUGCAUAUGAUAAACGUCCUCCCUCUUCCCAUAUAGAGCUGGGAAGAGAGUUAAGUUCUAAGAUGUCCAUGUCAAAGACCGUAUUAUAACCUGUUAGAACUAUCAGAUAAGACCCUUUUAUAACAGCAACUAAGACUCCGUAUUAGAACUAGCAGAUAAGACCCUUUUAUAACAGCAACUAAGACUCCGUAUUAGAACUAGCAGAUAAGACCCUUUUAUAACAGCAACUAAGACUCCGUAUUAGAACUAGCAGAUAAGACCCUUUUAUAACAGCAACUAAGACUCCGUAUUAGAACUAGCAGAUAAGACCCUUUUAUAACAGCAACUAAGACUCCGUAUUAGAACUAGCAGAUAAUACCCUUUUAUAACAGCAACUAAGACUCCGUAUUAGAACUAGCAGAUAAGACCCUUUUAUAACAGCAACUAAGAAUCCUAUUAGAACUAACAGAUAAUACCCUUUUAUAACAGCAACUAAGACUCCUAUUAGAACUAACAGAUAAUACCCUUUUAUAACAGCAACUAAGACUCCUAUUAGAACUAGCAGUUAAGACUCGUGGCGUGGGGCAGCUGGGCCGAUUCGGUUGGCUAGCUGUUCUUCCCCACCUGUCGCCCAGGAAGGAGUGACUUUGCGUGGCCGCCUGGCCGCUCGCAUGUUCAUCCGGCUCUCCCUCCCUACCUUACUCUUCUCCCCUACUCUCAUCUUCCUGAGAGGCUGAGUACCAUAUGUCAGAGAGUCCUGGUCAAUGAGGGCCUAGGGUGGCUAGAGAAGGCUUAACCAAUGAGAGCAUGGCUAGAGAGCACAAUAUUGGCUCUGAUUAGAUAAAGUGCGUAUUUUGAUGGCUGGCUGCACAGAACCUGUAUGAGACCCUGUCCAUUGCCUGAGGUGUAAUUAGAGAGGCAUUGUCUAGUAUGAUAGCUGUGUUAGAUGCUAUGUACUCAGUCAGUGAGAUUGAUUUUUCUUACAUGCAAUCAUGCAAUUUGUUCAAAUCAGCACCGGAGCUUGAUAGUCAUUGGGGAGAAGACUGACGUCUUCCAAAUCCAAAAGACAUUAUGAUAAGAAUUAGAGCUGUUUGUAUGAUUUCAUCCAGGGCUAUUCAAUCAACUCCCUGACCAAUCAGUGAUAUUAAUUGACCAAUGAACUACUAAGUAGAACAUUUAAAAAGCAGUAGUUAAAUAUCAUUGGUCUAAUCCAUAAGCAGUAGUUAAAUAUCUAAUCCAGGGUUCUUCAAUUCCGGUCCUGGAGGGCCGAAACACUUCUGUUUUUUAUUUCUACCUGGUAGUUAAUUGCACUCACCUGGUGUCCCAGGUCUGAAUUAGCCCCUGAUUAGAAGGAGAGGAUGAAAAACAGAGGUGUUUCGGCCCUCCAGGACCGGAAUUGAAGAACCCUGGUCUAAUCCAUGCAUGUUUUAAGGCCUGCUGUGACUGUCUUAUUUUAGUAAACAUAGUACUACUGGUUUUACACAGGAAGUAGUUUCUGAAUAUUCACAAAAGGAUCCAAAGGAGACAAGUAGCGUAAAAAGAUGAUAAGUCAAGUUUUUGGAUGCGGUCAAGUUCUCCGACCCCUCACAUGGAACAUUAUGUGCUUCCAUGCCUAUUAUAAGACAAGUCUAGUCACUAGUCACAUAACAGAUUUUAACUUAAAGAUGCAGUUCGGGAUCUUAAGCACUUACAAAUUUGUAACAUAUUGAACGAAUUGGAAUUCGUAAAAACAUAUCAUACGAAUCUGAAAAAAAUAUAUAAAUAAAAUACAAUUUGGGGACCCGUUUUGACUCGUGAGCACAAAAUUGUGAACCAGGCUUUUCUAGUUUAUUUCUGAAACCAGUCUGCCGGCUCUAGAGUUGAACACUUUCCUGUAUUCUUCCCUUUCAGCAACAUGUUCCCGGCCAACUUGGUCCAGGCAACUUUCCAACAGGUAAGCGGGAUGACAUUAUCCUAUAUAUAGUGGAAAUGUAUCAGGUAACAGGUAAGCAGCAUGACAUUAUCCUAUAUAUAGUGGAAAUGUAUCCGGUAACAGGUAAGCAGCAUGACAUUAUCCUAUAUAUAGUGGAAAUGUAUCCGUUUCUGAAGAGUUUUAGGAGGAGUGGCGAAGCUCACUUAUUAUAUCAAUAAUAUAUUAAGUUCUAUCACUUCAUGUUGAUAACAGUAGGAGAUGAACGAGAUAAUAAGAUCUUUUUUAAUGGAAGUCUGUGUCCGUUUGACAAACCAAUUCACCAGACGUUUGGGUGGCAGUUAGUGACAGGAAUUAAUUAAAUACAGUAUCUUUAACAAAUUCCGACUCUCUGUUUCACACCUGUACCAUCCCCAUGUGUAGCUUGUGUACCUAUACGUAACAUGUUAGAUACUUCAGUGUGAUAUUAAUGUACAUGCAGCACACACACUGAGUGUACAAAACAUUAUGAACACCUGCUCUUUCCAUGUCGUGCAGCGUUGCAGUUCUUGACACAAACUGGUGCUCCUGGCACCUACUACCAUACCCCGUUCAAAGGCUCUUCAAUCUUUUGUCUUGCCCAUCCACCCUCUGAAUGGCACACGUACAACGAUCCCAUGUCUCAGUUGUCUCAAGGCUUAUAAAAUCCUUCUUUAACCCGUCUCCUCACCUUCAUCUACACUGAUUUGAAGUGGAUUUAACAAGUGACAUCAAUAAGGGAUCGUAGCUUUCACCUGGAUUCACCUGGUCAGUCUAUGUCAUUGGAAAGAGCGGGUGUUCUUAAUGUUUUGUCCACCCAGUGGUGUACUGAAUGUAUCUGGUCUGUUUAGUACCGUACCAGGAGUAUCCCCAUCAUUAAGACCCCUCCGCCCACGGUGACAGCCGCCCUGAUGGAGAGCACCACCCGGAGGGUCUAUAUCUACGGCGUCCAGGACGACAACGGAACAGACAUCCAGAACUUCUCCCUGGACCUGACGCCACCGCCCGACAUACCAGAUGCGCACGCUGCCCGGGACCAGCGACGGCAUGAAUGUCCUGGGGAUCGUCAUCUUCUCCGCCACCAUGGGUGAGUAACGUCACCACUGACCUCUGACCUCUAACCCUAACUCCCCAGACACUGUGUGAUGUCAUUAUGGAUGAGGGACAGUUCCACGAACACAUACACACACACACACACACACACACACACACCACACACACACACACACACACACACACACACCACAACACACAGACAUACACACUACAACACAACACACACGACAUACACAGACACACACAUACACACACAGACACACACACACACAGACGACACAUACGGACACAUACGGACACACACAGACACACACACAUACAACAAAAACACACAACAACACAACACACACACACACACACACACACACACAAACCAACACACACAACACCACAACCCACAACACACACCACACACAACAACACACACACAACAGACACACCACAAACCAACACACACACCAACAACCAACAACACACACAACAUACAACCCACACACAGACACAAACACACACAACACACACACAGACAACACACACACAAACACAACACACACACACCCACACACACCCACACACCACACACCUCACACACACACACACACACACACCACACAACACACACACACACACACACAUACAAACCCACCAAGGCACACUACCUUGUAGUAUCAUUACGGUUGACAGUAUCACCAUUGUCCCUGCCCUUCAGCCACAGCCUGAGUGACAGUUAACAUAAUUAACCUUUAAAUGACCCUUUUGUUCUCUCUUCAUUGUUGAUCAAUCCCUUUAGUAAAAACACAAACCUUUAGCAAAUCAGUCUGGCCCAUGGUGUCCAUGUUGUCUCAGUCUAACACAACAAUGUUGUUGACGUUGUUGUUGUUGUCUAGGUAUCAUGCUGGGUAGAAUGGGGCCUAACGGCAGCGCCCUGGUCAACUUCUGUCAGAGUUUAAACGAGGCUGUCCUGAAGAUUGUCGCCAUAGUGAUCUGGUAAGAGUUGUAGCUUAUGGGAAGAGCAACCCAAAGACAUGUCCUCUCAAUAACAUCGUAUUAGACAACAUGCUGAGAUAGUCAUGUGUGCGGGAGGGUCAACAAAAGAGCUCAUAUUCUAUUCUACCAAUAUUCAGCAAUGUUGUCAACUGCAGUCAAUCACCUGGGCUAGUCCAAGAACAAACCUGUCUCCCAUGAAAAAAAACAACAAAUAAAAACGAACUUCCUGGUCCAUUCCAGGUACUUCCCGUUCGGCAUUGUGUUCCUGGUGGCCGGUAAGAUCCUGGAGAUGGACGACCCGUCAGCCAUGGGGAAGAAGCUGGGUUUCUAUGCUAUCACCGUGGUGAUGGGGCUGAUCCUCCAUGGUCUCUUCAUCCUCCCUGCCAUGUACUUCUUCAUCACCAAGAAGAGCCCCAUCGUCUACAUCAGGGGCAUCCUGCAGGCCCUGCUCAUCUCCCUGGCAACUUCCUCCAGGUAAACAACAACAACAACAACCUACCUCUAACCCUAACCCUAACCCUAUCCUGCAGGCCCUGCUCAUCUCCCUGGCAACCUAGAUAUCAAUACCCCCUGUAUGUAUACAGCCUCCUUAUUGUUCUUUUAUUGUCUUACUUUUUUUCUUACUUUAGUUUAUUAUUAUUUUGGAUGUAUUUUUAGCAAAUACUUUCUUACUUACUGUUUUAGAAAUUCUGCAUUGUUGGUUAAGGGCUUGUAAGUAAGCAAUUCACGGUAAGGUCUACUGUACACCUGUUGUAUUCGGCUCAUGUGACAAAUACAAUUUGAUUUGAUUUGAUCAAAACAAUAUCCAGUGCCAAAUGAUUCUUCUCACCCACAGACAUCUACACUCAGCCGUAUACAUCGUCUCACACCUCUCCUCCUUCCUCCUCUCCUUCCUCUUCCACCUCUCCUUCCUCUUCCACCUAUCCUUCCACCUCUCCUCCUUCCUCCUCUCCUUCCUCUUCCACCUCUCCUUCCUCUUCCACCUCUCCUUCCAUCUCUCCUUCGUCCUUCGUCCUCCACCUCUCCUUCCAUCUCUCCUUCGUCCUUCGUCCUCCACCUCUCCUUCCUCCUCCACCUUCCUUCCUCCUCCACCUCUCCUUCCUCUCCCACCUCUCCUUCCUCUUCCACCUCUUCUUCCUCCUCCAAUAUCUCUUUCCUCCACCUUCCUUCCUCCUCCACCUCUCCUUCCUCUUCCACCUCUCCUUCCUCUUCCACCUCUCCUUCCUCUUCCACCUCUUCUUCCUCCUCCACCUCUCCUUCCAUCUCUCUUUCCUCCACCUUCCUUCCUUCCUCCUCCUCUCCGUCCUCAUCCACCUAUCCUUCCUCUUCCAUCUCUCCUUCCUUUUCCACCUCUCCUUCCACCUCUCCAUCCUCCUCCACCUCCCCUUCCUCUUCCACCUCUCCUUCCUCUUCCAUCUCUCCUUCCUCCUUCACCUCUCCUUCCUCUUCCAUCUCUCCUUCCUCUUCCACCUCUCCUUCCUCCUCCACCUCUACUUCCUCCUCCACCUCUCCUUCCAUCUCUCUUUCCUCCACGUUCCUUCCGCCUCCACCUCUCCUUCCUCAUCCACCUCUCCUUCCUCAUCCAUCUCUCCUUCCUCUUCCACCUCUCCUUCCUCCUCCACCUCUCCUUCCAUCUCUCCUUCCUCCACCUUCCUUGCUCCUCCACCUCUCCUACCACUUCCAUCUCUCCUUCCUCUUCCACCUCUCCUUCCUCCUCCAUCUCUCCUUCCACCUCUCCUUCCCCCUCCACCUCUCCUUCCUCUUCUACCUCUCCUUCCUCUUCCCCCUUCCUUCCUCUUCCACCUCUCCUUCCCCCUCCACCUCUCCUUCCUCUUCCACCUAUCCUUCCUCCUCCACCUCUCCUUCCACCUCUCCUUCCUCCUCCACCUCUCCUUCCAUCUCUCUUUCCUCCACCUCUCCUUCCUCUUCCACCUCUCCUUCCUCCUCCACCUCUCCUUCCUUUUCCACCUCUCCUUCCUCCUCCACCUCUCCUUCCACCUCUCCUUCCACCUCCACCUCUCCUUCCAUCUCUCUUUCCUCCACCUCUCCUUCCUCUUCCACCUCUUCUUCCUCUUCCACCUCUCCUUCCUCCUCCACCUCUCCUUCCAUCUCUCUUUCCUCCACCUUCCUUCCUCCUCCACCUCUCCUUCCUCUUCCACCUCUCCUUCCUCUUCCACCUCUCCUUCCUCUUCCACCUUCUCCUUCCUCCUCCACCUCUCCUUCCAUCUAUCCUUCCUCCUCCACCUUCCUUCCUAUUCCAUCUCUCCGCUCUGGUCAAACGUUGUGCACUAUGUAGGGAAUAGGGUGCCAUUUGGGACGCAACCCAAUGUCUCACUCUGAUAGUGUGUAAUGGCACACCACCCAUUGAGUGAUAUUAUCUCUUCAUUAGUCUCUGCUCCUCAGCUCCCCGGCUGUUGGACAGACAGGUUUAGAUUCGCCAGACGGGUCUGUGUCAGAGUAGACUCGGGUUCUGUCUCGCGUGUUAGGACAUAAUUGAGAAUUAUGGAGUAUCUGCAGUCAGGAUGUCCUUAAUCAGUGAAAUAUAUUUUAUAAACCCUUUUUACAUCAGCAGUUGUCACACAGUGGUCCUCUGUACCUCAAUUGGUAGAGCAUGGCGCUUGUAACGCCAGGGUAGUGGGUUUGAUCCACGGGACCACCCAUACCUAAAAAUUUAUGCACACAUGACUGUAAGUCGCUUUGGAUAAAAGCGUCUGCUAAAUGGCAUUAUUAUUAUUAUUAUUAUUACAGUGCUUUACAGAGCCUCCCACAGAAGAGAUAGAAGUGCUGUUUCUGUGUCAGUCUUCUAGUUCCUCGACUACCCAUAAUUAAACAUUGACAGCAGGAGUGGUGUGAAUGUAAUGAGAAUGAUGUGUCUUUCAAUGAAUCUUUCUGUUCUUGAAUGAAUCAUUGUCAUUUAAAUAAUAAAUAAGAGUCUGUCUCUUGAGUUUGGUUGAAUUCAAAUGAAAAAAUAUGAUCUUGAAUCACUACCCCUCCAACUGACUGUGUCUCGCUUGUCAUUAUUACACAUUAAAGCUAGAAUCCUUAAUUGAAAAAAUAACAAAGCGUAUUCCCCGCCCCUGUUUCGAUAAAAAGCUGAGGAAUGGGCUGGAGAAAUGUAACCGCUCUCAAAUUCAGACAGCACUAUGGAUGCAAGGACUGACCAUCCAUGAUAUCAAAUGUAUAGUUUUAACCAUGUUUUGAGGCUAUACAGUGUUUAUUUACAUUUACGUUGUUUACAAACAUUGGAGUAAAACAAGUUUAUAUUUUGGGUUCUGAUGUGGUAGGACAGUUGAACUAAAGCUCAUGAGGCAUUUCUAAGUUAUAUUCUUCUAGAAUCAAUGAUUAUGUAUCACUAAUUUAAAAGUCAGAAAAUGGAUGUAGCAACUAAGGAUUCUAGCUUCAAGGGAAGACAUUGAUAGAAAUUGAAGAACAGUUUUUUUCCCCCACGUGAUCUGCGUCACAAGGCGGUCCUCUGUUUGGCCCCUAUCCAGCUCUGAAGUGUACUACUUACUGAGGUAAUAGAGUUGAGAGCGUUGAAUGUAAUAAUAUAAAUACUAAACUAAAACUGAAUUUACUCCCCAGCUCUGCCACGCUGCCUAUCACCUUCAAGUGCCUCCUGGAGAACAACCACAUCGACCGACGCAUCAUCCGCUUCGUGCUCCCCGUGGGCGCCACAAUCAACAUGGAUGGGACAGCGCUCUACGAGGCCGUGGCAGCCAUCUUCAUCGCCCAGGUUAACAACUACGAGCUAGACUUCGGCCAGAUCAUAACUAUCAGGUAUGACGCCUAUAUAGCCUUUAUAUUAAAGGUAUGCAGCCUAUAUAGUCUUUAUAUUAAAGGUAUGCAGCCUAUAUAGCCUUUAUAGUAAAGGUAUGCAGCCUACAUAGUAUUUAUAGUAUAGGUAUGCAGCCUAUAUAGCCUUUAUAUUAAAGGUAUGCAGCCUACAUAGUCUUUAUAGUAUAGGUAUGCAGCCUAUAUAGUCUUUAUAUUAAAGGUAUGAUGCCUAUAUAGCCUUUAUAUUAAAGGUAUGCAGCCUAUAUAGUGUUUAUAUUAAAGGUAUGCAGCCUAUAUAGCCUUUAUAUUAAAGGUAUUUAGCCUACAUAGUCUUUAUAGUAUAGGUAUGCAGCCUAUAUAGCCUUUAUAUUAAAGGUAUGCAGCCUACAUAGACUUUAUAGUAUAGCUAUGCAGCCUAUAUAGCCUUUAUAUUAAAGGUAUGCAGCCUAUAUAGCCUUUAUAUUAAAGGUAUGCAGCCUACAUAGUCUUUAUAUUAAAGGUAUGCAGCCUAUAUAGCCUUUAUAUUAAAGGUAUGAUGCCUAUAUAGCCUUUAUAUUAAAGGUAUGCAGCCUAUAUAGUCUUUCUAUUAAAGGUAUGCAGCCUAUAUAGCCUUUAUAUUAAAGGUAUGCAGCCUAUAUAGCCUUUAUAGUAAAGGUAUGCAGCCUAUAUAGCCUUAGAAGGGAAGGUAAACAAAUUACUUGAAAGAGGGGUUUUAGUGUUUUAUGCCGGGAUUCAAUCCAAAACCUUGUUCGCGCUUGACAUUUAAAGGUUAUUUCCAAUUAAGCCGACAUCUGCAGCAUUAACUUGAAUGUGAUCUCCACUAACGCGGUAACAUUGCCUUUAAAAGCUGCAUUAUCUACAAGCGCGACUUGAUUGAACCCCGGCUUUAGUAUGAAAAGGGAUACAUGGGGCACCCCAAUUACAAAUGCAAACGGACUUAUUGAACACGUAGAAAGAAGUCAUAAUUAGAACAUGUGGCAUUAACAAACAGCCUGCCCACUGGGCAAGAACUGGUUGAAUCAACGUUUUCCCCCAAAAAUCUAUGUGAUGACGUUGAAUCAACGUGGAAAUCUGAUUGGAUUUUCAAAAAUUAAUCAACUAAGGGUAUUUCAUUUCAUUCAAUCAAUUAUUAACCUAAAUCCAAUGACAUGGUGACAUUUGCUGUUGAUUUCACGUUGAAUUCUUGUUAGUUGACAACUCAACCAAAUGUAAAUCAAAACUAGACGUUGAACUGACUUCUGUGCCCAGUGAGUGGACUUCCUGGUCAGAAACCCGGAAGUGGUUGUACUGGAAGCUCUAAUUACUGGAAUGGACCUGAAUUGAAAUGGGGUGAAAAACACAUGGAUUAUCAUAUUGAUUAUUGAUUGCUAAAUCAUCCAGUUAUGUAUAUUCCCUGUGGAAUUAUUUUGUCCAAAAUAGCGCCAUGGGUGCAACACAUCUGUAGCUUUGCGGUUUGUGAAGCACAGAAAUUAAUCUAGUGUUACAGUUUUGAGGAUGAAUUAAUGAAUAUUAUGAGAUUAUACUGAAUCAAGCACGUAGAUAAACGUAAAUGUGACAUGUGACUACUACGGCUUACUUUGCAAUGAUCUAUCCUGUAAACUAAAUCCUUAAAUCAGUGGUUAUUACAUAGCAGAGACAGACAGACAGGCAGUCAUCCCCCCGUAGACCUAUGGUGUAAAAUGGCCUUGCUCUCCCCUGAUUUAAUGACAUGUUAAACUGUAAUAACAUUAAGCAGACCUAUCCUAUCCUCCUCUACUCGUCACAGACUCCUGCUUUCCAAACGGCACCCUAUUCCCCAUAUAGUGCACUAGAGGGCUUUGGUCAAAAGUAGUGCACUUUAUGGGGAAUAGGGUACCGUUUGGGACGCGGGCCGACUUUGGCCAGGCAGGCAGUAAUCUCCUGGCAGUAAGACCCAUAUGACCUGUAUAACUCAGCUCUCUUGUCACGGCAGAAUUAUCAGGAGGGUUUUUAUAUUCUUUUGUAGCGUCCUGUUCUAUUCCCGUGACCUUUGGCUGUUUGUAGUGGAACGAUGGUCCAUCUGUAAUGUCCCCUUCCCCAGAGACUGUGUUAGAGUGUGUGUUCCAAAUGGCAUCCUGUUCUCUUUAGAGGGUCAAAAGUAGUGCAUUCUGGUCAGAAUUAGUGCACUAUAAAGGGAACAGGGUGCCAUUCAGGAUCCAGGCUGUUUGGUGUCAGAGUGUUCUCAGAGACAGAAACCGAGCCAUGUCAAAUGUCAAGCAGCUCUGUGUCCGUGUGGGGGGGGACGUACUGUGUCCGCCUGUGGGGGGACGUACUGUGUCCGUGUGGGGGGACGUUACUGCUGUCCGUGUGGGGGGACGUACUGUACGUGUGGGGGGACGUACGGUGUCCGUGUGGGGGGACGUACUCUGUCCGUGUGGGGGGACGUACUGUCCGUGUGGGGGGACGUAAUGUUCCGUGUGGGGAGUUACGCUGUCCAGGGGGGACGUACUGUCCGUGUGGGGGACGUACUUGUCCGUGUGGGGGGACGUUUGGUCCGUGUGGGGGGACGUACUUGUCCGUGUGGGGGGACGUACUGUGUCCGUGUGGGGGGACGUACUUGUCCGUGUGGGGGGACGUACUUGUCCGUGUGGGGGACUCUUGUCCGUGUGGGGGGACGUACUUGUCCGUGUGGGGGGACGUACUGUGUCCGUGUGGGGGGACGACUUGUCCGUGUGGGGGACGCUGUCGUGUGGACGUACUGUCCGUGUGGGGGGACGUACUGUCCGUGUGGGGGGACGUACUUGUCCGUGUGGGGGACGUACUGUCCGUGUGGGGGGACGUACUUGUCCGUGUGGGGGGACGUACUGUGUCGUGGGGGGACGUACUUGUCCGUGUGGGGGGACGUACUGUGUCCGUGUGGGGGGACGUACUGUGUCCGUGUGGGGGGACGUACUGUCCGUGUGGGGGGACGUACUGUCCGUGUGGGGGGACGUACUCUGUCCGUGUGGGGGGACGUACUGUGUCCGUGUGGGGGGACGUACUCUGUCCGUGUGGGGGGACGUACUGUCCGUGUGGGGGACGUACUUGUCCUGUGGGGGGACGUACUGGUCCGUGUGGGGGACGUACUGUCCUGUGGUCCGUGUGUGGGGGGACGUACUGUGUCCGUGGGGGGGACGUACUCUGUCCGUGUGGGGGGACGUACUUGUCCGUGUGGGGGGACGUACUUGUCCUGUGGGACGUGUCGUGGGGGGACGGGGUACGUGUGUCCGUUGGGGGGACGUACUGUGUCGUGUGGGGGGACGUACUGUGUCCGUGUGGGGGGACGUACUGUCCGUGUGGGGGACGUACUGUGUCCGUGUGGGGGGACGUACUGUGUCCGUGGGGGGACGUACUGUGUUCACGUGUGGGGGGACGUACUGUGUCCAUGUGGGGGAGUGGUGACGUACUUGUCCGUGUGGGGGACGUUGUGUCGUGUGGGGGGACGUACUGUGUCCGUGUGGGGACGUACGUGGGACUGUACUGUGUCCGUGUGGGGGGACGUACUGUGUCCGUGUGUGGGCGGGUGGGGGACGUACUGUGUCCGUGUGGGGGGACGUACUUGUCCAUGUGGGGGGACGUACUGUCCGUGUGGGGGGACGUACUUGUCCUGUGGGGGGAGUACUGUGCGUGUACUCUGUCGUGUUGUCCGUGGGGGGACGUACUUGUCCGUGUGGGGGGACGUACUGUUCCGUGUGGGGGGACGUACUGUCCGUGUGGGGGGACGUACUGUGUCCGUGUGGGGGGACGUGCCUCGUAGGUCCGUGUGGGGGGACGUACUGUUCCGUGUGGGGGACGUACUGUUCGUGUACUGUACUGUGUCGUGUGGGGGGACGUACUGUGUCCGUGUGGGGGGACGUACUGUCCGUGUGGGGGGACGUACUCUGUCCGUGUGGGGGGACGUACUGUGUCCGUGUGGGGGGACGUACUGUGUCCGUGUGGGGGACGUACUGUGUCCGUGUGGGGGGACGUACUGUGUCCGUGUGGUGGGGACGUACUGUGUCCUGUGUGGGGGGGACGUACUGUGUCCGUGUGGGGGGACGUACUGUGUCCGUGUGGGGGGACGUACUGUGUCCGUGUGGGGGACGUACUGUGUGUCCGUUGGGGGAGUACUUGUCCGUGUGGGGGACGUACUGUGUCCGUGUGGGGGGAGUACUGUGUCCUGUGGGGGGACGUACUGUCGUGUGGGGGGGACGUACUGUCUGUGGGGGGACGUACUGUCGUGUGGGGGACGUACUGUGUCCGUGUGGGGGGACGUACUGUGUCCGUGUGGGGGGUACUGUGUAUGUGUCCGUGUGGGCGUACGUACUGUGUACCGUGUGGGGGACGUACUGUCCUGUGGGGGAGUACGUGUCGUGUGGGGGACGUACUGUCCGUGUGUGGGGGACGUACUGUGUCCGUGUGGGGGGACGUACUGUGUCCUGUGUGACUCUGUCCGUGUGGGGGGACGUACUGUCCGUGUGGGGGGACGUACUUGUCCUGUGGGGACGUACUUCCGUGUGGGGGGACGUACUGUGUCCUGUGGGGGACGUACUGUGUCCGUGUGGGGGGACGUACUGUGUCCGUGUGGGGGGACGUACUGUGUCCGUGUGGGGGGACGUACUGUGUCCGUGUGGGGGGACGUACUUGUCCGUGUGGGGGAGUACUGUCCGUGUGGGGGACUACUGUCCGUGUGGGGGGACGUACUGUGUCCGUGUGGGGGACGAUGUACCUGUGGUCCUCUGUCGUGGGGGGACGUACUGUCCUGUGUGUCUGUCGUGGGGGGACGUACUGUGUCCUGUGGGGGGACGUACUGUGUCCGUGUGGGGGACGUACUGUCGUCCGUGUGGGGGACGUACUGGUCCGUGUGGGGGACUACUGUCCGUGUGGGGGGACGUACUGUGUCCGUGUGGGGGGAUGUACUUGUCCGUGUGGGGGUGACGUACUGUCCAUGUGUGGGGGACGUACUGUGUCCAUGUGGGGGGAACUAUGUUCGUGUGGGGGGAGUACUGUGUCCGUGUGGGGAGGACGUACUUGUCCUGUGGGGGGACGUACUUGUCCGUAUGGGGGGGACGUACUGUGGUCCGUGUGGGGGGAGUAACUGUCCGUGUGGGGGACGUACUGUCCAUGUGGGGGGAAUACUGUGUCCGUGUGGUGGGGAUCUACUGGUCGAUGUGGGGGGACGUACUGUGUCCUGUACUGUGUACUGUCGUAGUGCUGUGGGUAGUCAAGGUCCGAUUGUGGGAAUGUCACUCUACUAACUUCCAUGUGGAGGGACGUACUGUAUCUUGGUGGGAAUCUGUACUUGUCAAUGUGGGGGAAAACAUGUCUAUGUCGUACUGUGGGGAGUGAUAUGUUGGCGAUGGUACUUGGGUGUACUGUCAUGUGGGGCGACGACUCGUCACGUGUGGGGGGACAUAUACUGUAUUGUUGAGAUCUGUGUACAGUGGGGUGUGAUUACGGUACAGUGGUGAAUGUACGUAUGUAUUGGUAACUGCUUAGACCAGAUUUCGAACGUACUUGCUCGUGUACAUUGACUGUCGUUGGGGGACGUACUGCUAUGUGAGGUCUACUCUGUCCUAGUGCAGGACAUAGACUGUCCAUGUGGGACGUAUGCAUGUCCUGAGGGGAUAGUAUUGUAUACGUACUUUGUUUACUACAUGUGUUGGGGGAAUACUGUCAGUAUGGGAAUGUAUGCGUUGGACGAGGUGUCAUUUGUGUGCACAAAUGUUAUUAGGGAAAAAAAAGACAGGUCUCACUAUGUCAUUGCUCGUCCGUGGUUCAGGAGCCUGGGGAUACUGGAUGGAGAGAUGUGCCACGGAGACAUGGUCCAAUGUACACAAGAACUGGAAGCUUUCAAGGGAUCAAGAUGUAGAAUAGUUGUUUCUUGGUACAGGAGUAAUGGGCAUAACUUGGACGAAUGUUUGACACCCCUGGUUUGUAGGUACCCGUUUUUUACCCGCACAGCAGAUGCAACAAAACGCGGAGACCAAGAAACCAAUGAUUUCAGAGCCUCACUGUCUUUCUUCACUCACUCUCUCGCUCUCUCUUUUCUGUCCCUCAUGGACUGUGUCCCAAAUAGCACCCUAUUCCCUAUGCAGUUCACUACUUUUGACCAGAGCCCAGUAGUGAACUAAAUAUGGAAUAGGGUGCCAUUUGGGAUGCAACAUGGUCAAUAGCCUACAAUACAAUCAACUAGAGGGUUAUCAUCCAUAUAUUUAUAUAUUCUUAAUUCCAUUGCUUUACUUAGAUUUGUGUGUAUUGGGUACAUGUUGUGAAAUUGUUAGAUAUUACUUGUUAGAUAUUACUGCACUUUCGGAGCUAGAAACACAAGCAUUUCGCUACACCCGCAAUAACAUCUGCUAAAAAUGUGUACGUGACCUAUAAAAUAUGAUUUGAUUUGAUUUGUACUGAGGCAUCAUUUGAAAGGUGUUGGACACAGUACAGAUCUGCAAUAAUCCAGUCAAGGUCACUAAUACCAUUUCCUCUUUCGUUCCCAGUAUCACAGCUACGGCGGCCAGUAUUGGUGCAGCUGGAAUCCCGCAGGCCGGAUUGGUCACCAUGGUGAUCGUGUUAACCUCGGUGGGCCUGCCCACUGAUGACAUCACUCUUAUCAUCGCUGUGGAUUGGGCGUUGUAAGUAUAGUUUGUAUUCUCCUUGGUUAGUCUUAUUAAUGCUUAUACAUAUAGCAAUAAAGGUUAUGGGGUUGAUAAGAUUAAACCAAAAUAAAGUAGGUCAUAUUUUACAGGGUAAAAUGUUAUUGACGUUUUACUGAGACAUUAUGACAAGGUGAUUUUCAAAUAUAUAACAAAGUGAUGUCAAUAUGCCACAAAAACAUUGCUACUGUAAUUGUAUAGUGUUGUGUCUCACAAGACUACUAGUGUAGACUGCAGCUCCAGAGCCAGCGCACCACAGAGCCUCCCAACACCACCAAGGCAGCUGAACUUCCAUUUUGUGUUCCAGGGACCGUUUCAGGACCAUGGUCAACGUGAUGGGAGAUGCCCUGGCCACGGGGAUCAUGGCUCACAUCUGUAGAAAAGACUUUGUCAAGGAAGGAGAGCAGGUGAGAGAAACACGCUCACAUGUCAUCACAAUGCCUGCCAGACACUCUCAAGUCCCUCAACAUUAGAAACGUUCCAUUCAAGGGAGUUUUAUUUCCGUUGUGUACAGCGAAUUGACUGAGGAGUGGUAACUGGGCAGAACCUUGGAGAAUGUGACACUGUUUGUAGUACGUACCGCAGUAGAAAACUUAUACAAAAGCCGAGAAGAGACCCAAACAUUUAUUUGCCACCUAUCAACCAAUCUCUCUGUUAAAUAUAGAUAUUACAAUUCUUACUAGCAGUUCUGUCACCCAAUCUCUCUGUUAAAUACAGAUAUUACAAUUCUUACUAGCAGUUCUGUCACCCAAUCUCUCUGUUGAAUACAGAUAUUACAAUUCUUACUAGCAGUUCUGUCACCCAAUCUCUCUGUUAAAUACAGAUAUUACAAUUCUUACUAGCAGUUCUGUCACCCAAUCUCUCUGUUAAAUACAGAUAUUACAAUUCUUACUAGCAGUUAUGUCACCCAAUCUCUCUGUUGAAUACAGAUAUUACAAUUCUUACUAGCAGUUCUGUCACCCAAUCUCUCUGUUGAAUACAGAUAUUACAAUUCUUACUAGCAGUUCUGUCACCCAAUCUCUCUGUUAAAUACAGAUAUUACAAUUCUUACUAGCAGUUCUGUCACCCAAUCUCUCUGUUGAAUACAGAUAUUACAAUUCUUACUAGCAGUUUCUGUCACCCAAUCUCUCUGUUAAAUACAGAUAUUACAAUUCUUACUAGCAGUUCUGUCACCCAAUCUCUCUGUUGAAUACAGAUAUUACAAUUCUUACUAGCAGUUCUGUCACCCAAUCUCUCUGUUAAAUACAGAUAUUACAAUUCUUACUAGCAGUUCUGUCACCCAAUCUCUCUGUUGAAUACAGAUAUUACAAUUCUUACUAGCAGUUCUGUCACCCAAUCUCUCUGUUAAAUACAGAUAUUACAAUUCUUACUAGCAGUUCUGUCACCCAAUCUCUCUGUUGAAUACAGAUAUUACAAUUCUUACUAGCAGUUCUGUCACCCAAUCUCUCUGUUGAAUACAGAUAUUACAAUUCUUACUAGCAGUUCUGUCACCCAAUCUCUCUGUUGAAUACAGAUAUUACAAUUCUUACUAGCAGUUCUGUCACCCAAUCUCUCUGUUGAAUACAGAUACUAUAUGGUUCCUAUUGUUCACUCUCUCUGCUAAAUGCACAAUAAAGUCUAUCGUUCCCAUUAUAUUCAAAAACAAUCACACAAAGUUCAUUAGGUUUUGACCAUCUUACUCUAAUAUUUAUGAGCUUCUCAAUUAUAUUUGCACUCCAUCUCACUCAACUAAUCCUGAUGAUUUUCCUCAUUUCUCUGUACGCAAAACAAACCUCUGAUGCUGUAGUCGGAUCCUGGGCUAUCUAUUUGUUUAGCAUAGUAUGCUGGAAACACUCGGUUUGUCAUUUUUUAUUAAAACAAAACAUCUACUGAUUCUUAAAUUACGAAUACUGAAACUUUUUUGUGGAUUUCGCGACCGUUGCUGUUAAUAACAGUAGGUACCUCUAUUUUGUACCAGAUCUCCGUUAACAGAAGUUGAAGCUUCUUACAGAGACGUCAACUCUACUCUCAAGUUAUACGAAGUUGGUACCAGUGAGUUUUGCAAUGGCCUCUUCGCUCUGAGAAAUGAAAUAACGUCAUCGCUGUGCAUGUUAUCACACCUUGUUCGGACACAACCGGUCAUUCAGAGUUUGACAAUCGCCAAUUUUAGCUUGCCGAGAUUAUAGGUUGAUGCAUCUCCUCUAAUCCGAGGAUUUCCCAUUGCCUUACGCAAAAAACCUGGGAAUGCGUAGUGGAUGGCAUUAAUUUUUACGCUCGGUUGCUGGACCACUUCGCGUUUGUCAUUUUUUUGAACCGCAUCUAUCGACUGCUUGUGUUUUGUUGGUUUCGCGACGCGGUUGUUUACGCUAGGCGCUUUUUUCCAGAAUCCCGCUUAACAGACAGGUUGAAGCGUGCUUGACAGAGACGCUAAGCUGCUAGCCAUCAAGCUAACGAAGUUGGUACCAGAUGAGUUUUGCAAUGGAGCCCUCUUCGCCUGGAGAAAUAAAUUAACCGUUCCAGCGCUGUAGGAUGUGUAUCUACUACGCUUUGUUUCGGGACAAACCGGAUCACUCAGAGUUCCAAUGCGGCAAUUGUUUGCUUGCCGAGGAUUAUAGGCUUGAGGUGGCUUCCUUGAUCACGCAGGUCGCCAGCCUACGUAAGAAACUGGGGAAAAUGCAGAGUGGAAUGUUAACAUUUUAUACGCCGGUGGCUGGACGGCAUUCGCGCUUGUUGGACGCAUCUUCGCCUUGUCGUUUGUCGUUAUCCGACUGGCCGGUGUUGCCAGGCGCUCCCCCAUCUGAUAGCGGAGUCGAAGGAGCACAGCAUGAGCAGCAAGGCAAUUAAUGAUGGUCGCAUGUCACGAGCCGUGGAAGCCGAAGAGCCUCCCGCAAAGCAGUCUACACUCCCAACGACAAGCCCGGAGUGGAUACAAACAACAAAUAGCUCAACGGGCUGUUUUGUUAGAAUUCAGUGCGGCUUUUGACAUUAUCGAUCAUAGUCUGCUGCUGGAAAAACAUUAUGGCUUUACACCCCCUGCUAUAUUGUGGAUAAAGAGUUACCUGUCUAACAGAACACAGAGGGUGUUCUAUAAUGGAAGCCUCUCCAACAUAAUCCAGGUAGAAUCAGGAAUUCCCCAGGGCAGCUGUCUAGGCCCCUUACUUUUUUCAAUCUUUACUAAUGACAUGGCUUUGAGUAAAGCCAGUGUGUCUAUGUAUGCGGAUGACUCAACACUAUACACGUCAGCUACUACAGCGACUGAAAUGACUGCAACACUUAACAAAGAGCUGCAGUUUGUUUCAGAGUGUGUGGCAAGGAAUAUUUCUAUAACUAAAAGCAUUGUAUUUGGGACAAAUCAUUCACUAAACCCUAAACCUCAACUAAAUAUUGUAAUAAAUAAUGUGGAAAUUGAGCAAGUUGAUGUGACUAAGCUGUUUGGAGUAACCCUGGAUUGUAAACUGUCAUGGUCAAAACAUAUUGAUACAACAGGAGCUAAGAUGGGGAGAAGUAUGUCCAUAAUUAUGCGCUGCUCUACCUUCUUAACAACACUAUCAACAAGGCAGGUCCUACUAGUUUUGUCGCACCUGGACUACUGUUCAGUCGUGUGGUCAGGUGCCACAAAGAGGGACUUAGGAAAAUUGCAAUUGGCUCAGAACAGGGCAGCAUGGCUGGCCCUUGGAUGUACACAGAGAGCAAACAUUAAGUGGCUCAAAGUGGAGGAGAGAUUGAGUUCAUCACUACUUGUAUUUAUGAGAGGUAUUGACAUGUUGAAAGCACUGAGCUGUCUGUUUGAGCUGCUGGUGCACAGCUCGGACACAAUUACAUUUUAGUCAUUUAGCAGACGCUCUUAUCCAGAGCGACUUACAGUUAGUGAGUGCAUACAUUAUAUUUUUAUUUUUCACACUGGCCCCCCGUGGGAAUUGAACCCACAACCCUGGCGUUGCAAACGCCAUGCUCUACCAAUUGAGCUACAUCCCUGCCGGCCAUUCCCUCCCCAUACCCUGGACGACACUGGGCCAAUUGUGCGCCGCCCCAUGGGUCUCCCGGUCGCGGCCGGCUACGACAGAGCCUGGAUUCGAACCAGGAUCUCUAGUGGCACAGCUAGCACUGCGUUGCAGUUCCUUAGACCACUGUGCCACUCGGGAGGACACCCAUGCAUACCCCACAAGAUAUGCCACCAGAGGUCUCUUCACAGUCUCCAAGUCCAGAACAGACUAUGGGAGGCGCACAGUACUACAUAGAGCCAUGUCUACAUGGAACUCUAUUCCACAUCAAGUAGCUGCUGUAAGCAGUAAAAUUUAAAAACCAGAUAUAAAUACACCUGUGAAGCAACACAAACAUAGGCACAGACACAUGGUCUAUUAAGAAAUGUUGUUAUGAGAUUAAAGAACAUUAAAACAAAGCUUCAAUUGCAACUUAUAUCCACGUGUGAGCGCUGGCCUUUUCAUUUUGGGUUUCCUAUUCUCCAUUGUGGCCCUCAGGUGCCUCUGAUAUGAUCGUUUCUCUGGACGCAGAAAAACUAUUUUGAUCCAAUAGUCAGAUCCAAGGCCAUCUAUUUGUUUUGCAUAGGGAAUACGUUGCUUUGGCACAUAUUCAGGUAUUGGUUCCUUCUUCUACCCUCCUGCAGGUGCCUCUGAUCUGCGAGACCAAGCCCAUGAUCAGCAUCCAGCAGAUGAUGACGUACCAGAAGAACGGUGGGUACCAGCCUCCCUGCGGCCCGGGGGUCCCCGGGAGCCCAGACGUGGCCCGUCUGGUGCAGCUGGAGGAGGGGGUUCGGCCGGAGCAGAGGAAGAGGAACCCCCACGCGCCCCAACCCAAGAGGGACUACAAGGACAAGGACCACUGCUCCAUCGACAUGAACGGCCUGGAGACUAA
Coregonus sp. 'balchen' is the source of this 24408-nucleotide messenger RNA. NCBI's taxonomy places the organism in Eukaryota, Metazoa, Chordata, Actinopteri, Salmoniformes, Salmonidae. The record is from the annotation of a GenBank genome assembly.